This is a messenger RNA of Ilex paraguariensis (yerba mate), 789 nucleotides long. NCBI's taxonomy places the organism in Eukaryota, Viridiplantae, Streptophyta, Magnoliopsida, Aquifoliales, Aquifoliaceae. The record is from the annotation of a GenBank genome assembly.
AUGGCGGUGGUUGCCUCUUUCAGAGGCGUCGCUCAUGGCCGCUUACCUUUAUUUCAUCAUCCUCAGUUGCCUGCUGGUAGCAUAUCAGCUGCACAGAGGAAGCUCACUCGUCGCCCCAAUGGUUUAACUCUUGUUGCUCGAUAUUCACAGACACAAGAUUUUUUCACUUCUCGUCUUCAAGACAGAAUUGAGAAUUUGCCAAAACUAGUGGAGGAUAUAGUCCAGACAUCUAUAAAUACAGGUCCACGUGGGGCUCUGAGGCUAGCUCAAGGUAUUCAAGCAAUCAUUGGAGUGGGUGGCGAGUGGCUCUCAGAUGUAUCCAAGUCAACAAAUUCAUCCGCUGGCUUACCAACUCAGAUGCAGCUUGGAUUACUAUCCCCCCUGUACCUCAGAAAAUUAUUUGAACGCAUGGGUGCUACAUAUGUCAAACUAGGUCAGUUCAUAGCAUCAGCGCCCACAUUAUUUCCCCCAGAAUAUGUCCAGGAGUUUCAGUACUGUUUUGAUAGAGCUCCUGCUGUUCCUUUUGAAGAGAUCAACAUCAUAUUGCGUGCAGAACUGGGGAGACCAAUAGAUACCGUGUAUGAGUACGUCGAUCCAACUCCAAUUGCCUCAGCAUCUAUAGCGCAGGUUCAUGGUGCAAGGCUCAGAGGUUCCCAAGAGGAUGUGGUCAUAAAGGUCUUGAAACCUGGAAUCGAAGAUAUAUUAGUGGCUGAUCUGAACUUUGUGUACGUUGUUGCUCGCAUUUUGGAAUACGUGAAUCCUGAAUUGAGCCGUGCAUCACUGUGUUAA